GGUGCAAUUCAGUUCUGCAAACGUGAACGAUGCACCGCGUGAGCCCUCCCCCGACGUUGGCACAAUGCAGAAAACCCCUGCCACCUGCAGCGAUAACGCGGUACACCCUUCGUUAGCCUCGUCUUCCUUGUUCUCCCGUGCGGACGAGAUCGCACCCACGGAAGCCUCCCACCCGGUCAUAUCGCUUUUUCGACGUCUGUUGAUGCAAAGCGAGGACGAAGCUUCCACACCAUCAACAACGGGUUUGAAGAGGGAGUCCCCACCACGGGAGCUACGCAGCAGGAAAGGGGUGGGUGCUGCCUCCACGGGGGGUGCCACUCCUUUCCAAAGCAUGCGCCAGCAACAUCGUCUUAAAGUGGCGAUUGUGGGGGAGUCAGAGAGCGGCCGGACGACGCUGUGCAAAAGCCUCGAAGAUGCGGCGGAGCACAAAACGACCCAUCCUCUAGUCGCGUCAGGCCAACCCGCCGCGCUCAAGAUGGAUGCUGCUGUUCUGUCGGUGCAGACGUACGAUGUUGCAUGCGGCGACGACGCAGAUGCCCUGGGAGGCGAAAGCUCCAUCAACGCCUCUGUUAGAGGAGAGAAGCAGUGUCUGCUCGAGGUGACCGUCGUAGAUAGCGGACCCGCUCCGCUGAGCGACGGCGCCGGCACGAUGGCGAUGAUGGAGGCGGAUGUCGUCCUCGUCUGUUUUCCCCUCUGCCGACUCAAACAAGUUGUCCCGCUACAAAGCAAUGGGAAAUUUGGUCUCUCUCUUCGUCCUGCCCAACCGACAGAGGCGUUCAUUCACACGCGGGACUAUCGGCUGCUCACCACGCUGCUCAUGCUGUUGUCCACGCGGUGUGGAGGCGGGGCGGGCGAUGUCCCCUCAUCGAACUUUCCCUCCAUCGUCCUCGUAGGCACCUUUCAAGACGUGCUUACGGAUGCGUCUGUCGCGGCGACGCACACGAUACUGCGCGCACUGCAGCGUCUGUGUGAUGGCGUCCGACAAUGCUCGUCGUCAAUCCCGCCUGUUACUGAUGUGUCUGCCGUCAGCGCCACUCAGGCCACUGCGGUGUUGCUGACCAGCGAAAAGCACGUUACCUUGCGUGACUGGUGGCUCCUCCUCCUGCAGCGCGCAGCGACGGUGCACGCGUCGAGAAGACCACCUGCAUCGACUGCCUCGCCGAGUCAUCCACAGCCAUCUCGUGAAGCUUUCAUCGCGCUCCCCGCAUUGCUUCACUUACUCGCCCAUCCAAAUCGGCUGCACGCGCUGAGUGCAGGCGUGCGACAGAUCAAUAGCGGUAACGGCAGCCCACGCCUGUUGGAUGUGUCGGUGGACAAUUCUUUCACACCUUAUGCAUUUCAGGAAAUCGCCUCCGCUGCAAUGCGUGCCGAGGACGCGCGGGUGACGUCCUUAGUGGUGGACUUCAUCACGCAGCUGAAGGCGCGCAAGCGGGUGUGGAUGCUUCCGCUGCCGAAGCUGUGGCGGGUGGCGUACGCGCUAGGGAUGCAGUCGAGAGAGCAGCUAUAUUUGGUACUGCGGCAGAUGGAAGCAGCAGGCGAGGUGUUGCUUCUCGGGCGUGCGCUGAGCUACGCGCAGGAGGCCCGCCUUGGCGGAUGCGGCAGCACCAACGAGACGGUAUGUCUUUGCCCCGCUUUGCUACGGACCUCUUACUCGAUCCUGUACGUGUACGUGGACCGAGUGGCGCACCGACAGGGGCGACACGUGCGGAAGUGUCUACGCAAUGUUGAGCUGAGCGAAUGCGCGCUCGGGGAUCCGACCUCACUGGCAGCCAAAGGCAUCUUUCCCCUGCCGCUGCUGCGACGCCUUGCUGUGGCGCUUGGGUUGAGAAACACCUCGCCAAGUGAAGCAGCGGAGCUUCUCAUCGCCGCACUCAUUGGCUCGGACUUGGCCUAUCUUGCGUACGACCCCAGCAGCCAAGCCGGCAAUCCGGCACGUUCGCUGAGCAGGGCAUCCUUGGCAUCCCACUUUUCCAAUCCACAAGAUCCGCUGCAGCCACCGUUGUUGUCGUCCUCCUCGGCAGCACCGUCGCCCACACGGCGAAGAGGCGGCGAACGGCUGCACAGAAGCAGCGAUAGUGCGCCGGCUAGCCCGCUGCACUCUCGCGGUCUUGUGUUACCGCCUCCGUCUGUUGAAACGACCGCCAGCGUCACCGGCGACUCCUCACCAUCUAACUCGACCCCGGGAGAGUUCCCGCUGCUAACCCCCUCAGCCGCUGAUCUCCUAUUGGGCGUAGAGGAUGAUUCCAACUACUCGCCGAACAUCACUGUGGCGGAGUUAACGUCGCUUUUUCUGCUCGGCGAGCUCACCUCGUCUCAGGCCACUUCUGAGUCCGUUCAAGCCACUGCGCAGCGAAGUGAGCGCUCUUCCAGUCCAACGCGCUGCAUGCCACCUCCCGAGGACGACGCGGUGCUCAUCGUCCCCUCCCUGCAGCAAAGAACGUUGUGUCCUGAUGCCGUGACGCACCACAUAUUGGCGCGCGCUAGUGCAACUGAAAGCGCUGCUUCCUCAGGACAAAGUCUGCGAUCGUCGCAGGUGCUGCUGCGCGUCGAGCCCUACCCGUACGAUCUCGUUGCGCUGCUCACGUGUCGCUUUGCCAGCCUGGCACUCCGUGUAGAGAGGGCGUAUUCUAAUGCGGCGCUGCUGUCUUACAACGUGACCGAACUGCUGCGUCCCACCACCGAUCGCGCCUCUCGUUCUCAACGGAAGCGCGACGCAGCGUCUCAGCUAACGACAGACGGCUGCUGUUUUCUCUUCUGUGCUCCCCCGUCCGACGAGACGGCGGCGGCAGUCUGCUGCUCUACGGUGCUCCGGCUCGUUUGCUUUGCCGAUUCGCACAUGCGCGUCGCACGCCUGGCACUUGCACUGUGCACGGAGAUGCACCUGUUUGCGCUGCAGCGACUCCCUGGUGUGACCGUGGCACAAGCACAGGACACCGACGCGUCUGCGGACCGUGACGCUGCUACACACGGUGUUAGUUGCGCCAACGUUGCUGCGCUGCUUUGCUCCUUAAACAGUUUGGCGUGA
Messenger RNA from Leptomonas pyrrhocoris, 3025 nucleotides. RefSeq lists its product as hypothetical. NCBI's taxonomy places the organism in Eukaryota, Euglenozoa, Kinetoplastea, Trypanosomatida, Trypanosomatidae. The coding region runs from base 332 to 3025 and encodes 897 amino acids. The transcript has a single exon. The record is from RefSeq and is a predicted model, not a curated record.